This is a messenger RNA of Ixodes scapularis (black-legged tick), 595 nucleotides long. RefSeq names its product NADH dehydrogenase [ubiquinone] 1 beta subcomplex subunit 11, mitochondrial (gene NP15.6). NCBI's taxonomy places the organism in Eukaryota, Metazoa, Arthropoda, Arachnida, Ixodida, Ixodidae. The transcript has 3 exons. The record is from RefSeq and is a predicted model, not a curated record. Bases 65 to 532 code for a protein of 155 amino acids.
UUGCGUUUUUGUCUAUUUGAUUUACGCGAUUUACGUUUCUGCGGGACAGUGAUAAGCGAGAAACAUGGCGGUGUUCUUGCGGAGAUCGGCUCUGUACCGAGCUUUCAACCUGAACAAGUCCUUGCGGUUAAGUUGCGUUAACAUAUCAACGACCAAGAAGAACAAGGAGGUUCCUUCGACGACUAUCUCCGAUACCGGAGUAUCGAAGCCGCCCGUCACCGCCGCGGAUUUUGCCGACACGAAGCCGCGGUACUGGAUGUCCUAUGGCUACUCGGAAACCGAUUACACCAUGGACAGGGAUUACCACCACUUGGUCAUGUUUUUCGGGGUCACAUUUAUGUUGGGCCUUGGCUUCAUCAUGAUGUACAUCCCGGACUUUCGGGACCUGGACUGGACGGAGAGGGAGGCCUACUUGCGGUUGGAGAGGCGAGAGAAGUUGGGCCUCCCCAAGAUUGACCGAAACCUUGUCGAUCCCAGCAGACUCACCCUGCCCUCCGAGGAGGAGUUGGAGGGAGUGGAGAUCAUCUUGUAGACUAGUUUCUUGUCCCCCGUUUUCUUCCACAGUGACCCCACAAUAAAUAUAACAAGAGUCGGA